Molecule: messenger RNA, 4940 nt
Organism: Linum trigynum
Lineage: Eukaryota; Viridiplantae; Streptophyta; Magnoliopsida; Malpighiales; Linaceae
Source: the annotation of a GenBank genome assembly
CACAUCCCAUCCAAUUAACUAGCCAUGGCUGCUGGGUUGGGUUAUUUAAUUUAUUAUAUUUCAUAUAUGAACAUGAAGCUUCUCAGCACUUUCCCUUCACUACUGAUUUAUCCAUAUUUAAUUCUUUUGUUUCAAUUAUUAAUAGGGUAAUCUUGAAUGUUUGUGUAAGUGCUGACGCCGAACUCUCUUUCGGACAAUUUUGUUUAUAAAUAAAUAUUAUUAUUUUUGACGAUUCAUGGGACAUGGGAAGCGACAAGAUCAAGUGUGUGCAAGUUGGGAGUCAUACGUACCCUGCAAGCUAGGGUUUUUUGGAUAAACUAAUGGCCACAGAAAUGGUUCAACCGUUGGUUGUUUGACUAUCUGGUUAGUGCAUUAUAUAUUCUAUGCUAGAUCGAUGGGAGAUCGAGUUUGCUAACUAUAAAUGUACUUGUAGCUCAACUAAGAGCUAUAGAAGAUUCGGAUGCAUUGUAGUGUUCACACUAGGGCCGGGGAAACGGUCCGAUUUGGUCAAACUCAAUUGGGAUUGACCUGGUUAAUCGGGUUGUAGUUUUGCUAAAAUAGAAACUGAAAUCGGAUUGGAUUAGAUUGCAUACGGCUUAAAAAGUGAUUGAAUUAUAUGGAUCUGAUCUGAAUUGGUUUUAAACACAAAAACCAAAGUUUUACAAAUUUCGUCAAGGUAGCUCGUUUGGAUGGAGUUUAGUUUAAUAUAUCAAAUCCAAUUUCGUCGAGCUCCAGCACGGACACUCCCACGCAAUCCUAAUUCAUCUUCUUCUGAUUCCAUCUCUCGUUCUUCUCAUAUCUCCUUCUCUCUGUUUGACUUCUUCUUCUCCCCUUCAAGGCCGGAGAUUUGUAUCAGUUCGUGCGUAAUUCGGGGUUUGGUUGCAAACCAGGCCAGUUUAAACUACGUACCCAGUUUUCGAUUUGACCAAAAAAUCGUAACGGUUAGUUCACACACACGUCUUAGCUAGGAAGGAAUGCCACAUGCACUUAUACCCUCCACAUACAAAAUCCUCUCUAAUAAUUAUCACAAUGUACAAAUAAAAAGGAAAAGCUCGUUGGCUCGGACUUAGAAUUCCUAGUCUUUUAGCCAAAACCAUAAAGGAAGUAGAGUUUUCGACAGUCCAAAAGAUUUGUUAUAGUCCGUCCGGAUGGAUUUUUGCUUCGUGCCUGUUCCUACUCCUCAUAUGAUCAUUUUAGGGGUGCUUUGAUGUCUCAAAUACAUUGUGUUAACGGCCAAGUUAUACAAGCGUUGAAAGAAAAGGGCAUUCAUCAAACUAUUUAGUACAACCGAUCGACUAACAUAUGUUUAACAAGCACCUCUUCUCAUAUGGUCCGUCUUACUCUAUACAUGAUAUAUACGUAAGUUACAAACUAUUUGGUAUAACCAACUAACAACACUGAAUCAGACGAUAUCCAUUCCCAUGUUCGUCAUCAUUAAUUAUCAACGUUAUGUAUCGAUAUUUUCAACCCCCAUCCAACAAACUUACAAACUCGAUACACUGGCUAGUUCCUACAAACAACAAAGACAAUUGAUGGCCGCGACAUUUAGAACCUAAGCUACGAGGUGAUGAUAACUGGUCUCUGUCCAUCCUUUUCAAAAGAGGCUCAACAUCAAUCCUCCUAAGAAGAACGCGUAUGUGCAUUUAUAUGGUUCGUGUCCAUUCCCGGUAGCAACUAGAAUUAGAACAUGCAUGGAAAACAGGAAAAGACGAAAGACCAGUCGAUGACGUCAUGUGAAAUGGUCACGUCAUAAUUCCAUCUCCAAAAAAAAAACGAAAUUUCAACGCACCAAAAUUGGAUUAAAGAAACUAUGUUUAAAAAAAAAAUUGGAUUAAAGAAAGUACUUGGCUUCAAUUAUAAUUAAUAAACAAAUAUAGGACUGAAUACACUGAAUGAACCCCGAUGAAGACACGCGAGAUAGAGAGAGAAGGGGACACUAUGUCCACGUGGUCACAAAUGAUUGGUAGUCCACCAGACCAGCGCUGCUUUUGACUACGACCGAGCGAAAAACCCGAAAACCCACAACCAGUCAACGAAAAAUCAAGAGCCAACUUACUGGUUUGGUUUGGGCCGACUUGCAACUCACGUUCCACCCCCGGCCCAAUCUCGUGACGCAAGCGCUGACGACAAAAGUGGCCCCACACCAUCCAAAAUUUAAUUUCACCCUGUCUCAUUGGCCCACUUGUCGGCACCUGGAGGCAUCACGGUUCCACUCACUGAGAAAAAGGCAAUGAGCUGCCGCAGCCACCAAUACAGGAGGAAGUCAACAACCAAACCCAUUAUUCCUAAUCUCUUUAUUAACCAAUUCAAUUCAAUAUGUGGAACUUUGUUACUUCAUUUUAUACAAUUUUCCAAAUCUAAGUUUUUAUCUGUUAAAAUGAUUGGUCUUUGAUAACUAUCCUCGAAUUUUGUCGAGGAGAGAAUGUUAGAGAACAGUAUAUUGAAUUACAAACUAAUGGUUGAUUGUUACUCGUGUGAUUUAUUCAUGAUUAACGGUAGAACAUAGAAUAUUACGUACCGUUGAUUGCUAUGUAAAUAUAUUAAAUGCAUGGUCAUAUCGAUGGCAAAUAUAUAUAUGAUAAGGAAACUGAUUUUGUGAAAUAUAAUUUACAACGUGCCCUUAAAUUACACAACACCUGCUAGCCACACUUUUAAUUCGCAAAAGAAAGUACCUUACAUUAUAAAUUUUAUUCAGAUUUUGCAAUAACUCGUGAUUUUUAUUAUAACACACUAACAAAACGAAAAAAAACCAACUUCAAUGUGAUCAAUUAGUUUCAAAAUAUCAAACUGAUCAUCGAACUCAUUACUUCACUAAUCGCAUUGAUAUUUUUGUGGUCCUAAUGGCCCAAUUGAUAUUUUGAGUUUUGACCCCCUCGGCCGACUGAACUCCGGCCCGACCAGUACCACAAACCAACCCGCACGUGACUCUUUUCAAAAACCCUAUCACUAUCACCAUUCUUCUUCUUCCCCCACUCUGUUUAUAUAAAUCGCCCAUUUCCACACCUCCCAUUAUUCCACAAGAAAAUUCCCAUCUCCAAUCUCUCAACUCUCAGAGCAGCCCAACCAACAGAAAAGAAGAAUCCCACCGGAGAAAGAGAAAAGGAACAGGGCUGCACACCCCGCCGGAAUUCGAAAACCCAAAUGAGGUCAACGGUGGAAAAUCAGCUCAAUUUACCCGCCGGGUUCAGAUUCCACCCGACCGACGACGAGCUCGUCACCCACUACCUCUGCAAGAAAUGCGCCGGCCAGAGCAUCACCGUCCCCAUCAUCGCCGAACUCGAUCUCUACAAGUUCGACCCCUGGGAGCUUCCCCAGAUGGCACUGUACGGCGAGAAGGAGUGGUAUUUCUUCUCUCCGAGGGAUAGGAAGUAUCCCAACGGAUCGCGGCCGAACAGGGCGGCGGGAACAGGGUAUUGGAAGGCGACCGGAGCCGAUAAACCGAUCGGAAAACCGAAGACUCUGGGGAUAAAGAAGGCUCUGGUUUUCUACGCCGGGAAAGCUCCGAGAGGGAUCAAGACGAAUUGGAUCAUGCACGAGUACCGCCUCGCGAAUGUGGAUCGCUCCGCCGGCAAGAAAUCUGGACUCAGGCUGGACGAUUGGGUGCUAUGCCGACUCUACAACAAGAAAGGAACCAUGGAGAAGCAUUUCCCUGGUGACGAUGAGACGAAAUCGGUAAAGGUCCGGCCGUCGUCACCUCCGCCGGAGGACGAGGACAUGAUGUGGGCGGUGGAGGAAAUGAAACCCAAUUUGCUAGAGAUGCAGCAGCAACAGUUUUGGGAGAUGUCGACGCCGGAGGAGUCGACGUCGGUGCCGCAGCAGCUGCACACUGACUCGAGCAGCUCCGGCGAGCAUCAAGCGGUGUGGUCGCCGCCGGAGAACAAGGAGGUGGAGAGCCGCAGCAGCGGCGGAGGAGGUAACGAACCGAACCGGAAUUCGGGUUCGAACAACCCAGGGAACGGCUUCGAUUUUGGGUUCGGGUUCGAGUUUCAAGAUUUCGGGUACGGGUUCGGUGGCGGGGACGAGAGGGUCGAAUUCGCCGGUGCCGGCGGAGGGAAUUCGGGUUCAGGAGGAGGGUUCCAGUUGGAUCAGCAACAGUUGCAGGAGAUGUUCAUGUAUAUCCCUGAGCCGUUGUUUUGAUGGAGAUUUGUGUGACUUGGUAACUUGAAAGGGGGGUUUAUGGGUUAAUUUUUAUAGUUAUGGUUUUGUGGAUAACAUUUUGGUUGGAUACCUAUUUUGAUUAGAAAUUUUGUUAGGGUUUAGGGGAAUCGUAUGGUUUAGGGUAAUGCAAAAAGCAUAAUGUAACCAUUGUGAGGUAAUUCUUAUAAGAUGGUAACAUAUGAAUUCAUUUCAAAUUUUCAUUCCUAAGAAUUUGCAAAUCGUAUAGUACAGACAGUCCAACCGAAUAAAUCGUCAAUCAGAGUCUAAACCGAUAAACGAUUUUAACACCACGAAACGGUUAAACUACAAUUUUAGCACAAAAUAAUUUACUACUAACUUUUUCGAACAACUUCCAAUACCAUUUUACAACCUUUGAAAAAAAGUGAAUGAAAUUUGUUUACAUUGUUCAUAAUUUGACUCUUUCAAGUCCAAACUAGGACUAAGUUGUAGAAGAGUAUCCAAAACCAAAUUAGAAAUUCAAUAGGGUAGAUCAAAAUUCCGGGGUGAUGAAGCGUACACCAUAAAUCUUAUUUAAGGUGAAAAUAUUAUUCAUACUUCAUAUGCUUUGUAUCUAGAUAACGUAUACAUAAAUUUGUUUUGAUAAUUUGUAUAAACCAUAAUUAUUCAUAUUCCAGAAAAUAAUAAUGUGAUAGCAUAAAGAAAAACAAUGAUGAAGAUCUCCAAAAAUGCAUUUGCAUAUAUGGUGUUAGUAAUUUGUGCAAAUCAAAUUAUUCAUGUUCCCAAAGAAUUAUAAUAAGAUGGUAUAAAGAGAAUGUUUAUAA